UGUGGCGUACUCUGUGGUCAUGGGAGCUCUGAUGGCCAGCGGGAAAGAGGUGCUGGGCCGAAUCCCAUCUGGAAAGCUGUUUGAUUUCGAGGCCAUGACUACAGCCAGCCCUGAUCGCUUCAGCAAGACCGUCAAGAGUUGGAUGAACUUAAAGAGUUUGCCGAGUUGGUACCAGAACCUCCCAUCGGUUUCAGAGACGUUCCAGUUAACGAGGACCAUGAUUGAAGUUCUUAACACAGACUCGUCUUCGCACUGUCCCAAGAAAUCCUGAACUUGAAAUACCAUCAAUAUAUUCAAAACACAAAGGGCCGUCUCUACUCAGGGCAUCUUUGCUCACAGUCCUCACUUUUACAUGGUUUUUACAUAUCGAAUAUCAGAACAAAUUCUCUUUGAUUUUAGCUUUUAUAUUUCCACAAAUAUGGAGAAGAGAGUUGACUCUUUAUUUAAAUUUUAAAUUAAAUAUAAAUUUGGGUUGCCCUUUAUUAUGUCACUAAAGUUCAGCAAUUGCAAGCAUAAUCUGAGUUAGGAAAAAAACAGGGGAAAAUGUAGCGGAAUCUAAUUGAAAAUCUUUAUUAAGUUAUUAUUCAUCAGUUGCUUUUCAUGGACCUUUUUGGUUUUAGAAUCAAAUCGGUGACUUGUUGCGGAGAUGUCCUUUGAAGAGUUUAUUAAGCAGUGUUCUUCAGCUCUGAGUUCCUUUCUGAAUACUUGAACACAGUGGGGAAAUAUGUUUGCAAAUGUUUUUGUUUGUUUGAAAGAGAAGUUGUUAAUAUUGCCAUGUUCACUGUCCACACUGGCUUCUUUAUCAUUUUUGUUGUCUCUAUUUAAUGGCUCAACUGAAUAUUGUGCGCUCAGAUUCUGGAGGUGUUCAUGAGACCUUAAACAUUGGGAACAGUUGCGCCUCAAUCUAUAGUUGACUUAAAGCAAAAAAAGUCUUAUAUUUCGUUAAUCUUAUGCAUCUUUGAUUUUAUUUGAUCUUAAGGGUCCAUUUUAAGUAGAUUUUCAGUUUUCUUCUUCAUGUCAUGGUUGGUGCUUUUUGGCAAAGACUUAUUUCCUUUAUUUUCCUGUGAAAAAUAAUUAAGAAAAACUGUGGCUAUUUUCCAUGAGGGAAAAUAAAGGCGAGUUCUUUAACGCACAAAAAAACUUGAAAGUGGAAAAUCUGUGGAACAGCCACAGUCAAUAAAAGCAGUUGAAUGAAACCACUGUUGUUGUAUUUGA
Molecule: messenger RNA, 1215 nt
Organism: Sinocyclocheilus rhinocerous
Lineage: Eukaryota; Metazoa; Chordata; Actinopteri; Cypriniformes; Cyprinidae
Product: tetratricopeptide repeat protein 13-like
Exons: 3
Coding region: 20-271 (83 amino acids)
Source: RefSeq, a predicted model, not a curated record